This is a messenger RNA of Eruca vesicaria subsp. sativa (arugula), 282 nucleotides long. The record is from the annotation of a GenBank genome assembly. Lineage: Eukaryota; Viridiplantae; Streptophyta; Magnoliopsida; Brassicales; Brassicaceae.
AUGAUGAUCGGGAAGUGGUUGGGAUCUGUAAGAACCGCUGGAAAGUGUGAAGGUAUGUACUACGGCGUGAGGACGAUGGUUGGAAAAGCCUCGAACCGAUCGGGUGUUCAUGGUUCCAGGACUCCCGACGCUAAAUCACUUGACAAUGAGGAAGAGAUUAGGGAGAGGAUUAAUAAAGGGAAAGAAGACAAAGAACAGAGAAGAAGAGAAACCGAGAAAAAAGUUGAAGGCUCGCAAAGAGAAUCCUCUGGCGACGAUGAUGCCUCCUCCUCUGCCCGGUGA